UAUCGUUUUUUUCCUGUGACUCAGGGGGAGGAAGAUAAUGAAUAAAGUUCAGUCUCUCUCUCUCUCUCUUUCUGUCGAUCAUCAUCUCUCUGUCUACACUCCUCUUCCUCCCACUCACCUGGUUGAUAUAUUUUAUUGUUUAUCUGAAAUAUCAUUUCAGUUCAUUUGGUUACCUGUUAUCUCAGUUUGUUUAUCCUUUUGGAAUCGUUUUCAACUCAAUAAUUCAUUACGGUGUUUUUUUAUGUCAGAACUUUUUUCAACCAUUUUCUCACCCAGAAUCAUCAUGUUAACAUCUUUGUAUCAAUAAUUGAAAUCUUUUCACCCUGUUGCUUGUGAUUCUUAAUAGAUUAACCUUUGAUUGAUUUGGAUAAUGUUUCUUGUCUGUUUGUUUUGCCUCUGAAUUCAAAGGAUAACGAACACAAAUCUAAACCAAAACACUUCAUGAUUAACCAAAGAUAGUUGAUUAAAGUGCUAAAGUGAACUAAUUUGAAUCGUCUAAUCAUAAUCAUCACUCACCAUGGGCUCAUUACUGAAUAAGCCGAAAACAACAGUUGAUUUCAAAGCCUUAGCUGCAGAGACGCCAUUUCCAAUUUCUCAAUUGAAACAUUGGCACCAAGAGUUCCUAAGAAGUUGUCCUCAUGGUUACAUGACAAAGGAGAUUUUCAUUGAAACUUUUCAUGAAUAUUUCUCACCGGACAAUAUAAACUUAAUCAGAUUGGCUGAUUAUAUUUUCACCAAGUUUGAUGUUAACAAGGAUGGUGUGAUUACUUUCCCUGAAUUCAUUCAAGCGGUUACCAUACCAACUCAUGGUGGAAUUGAUCAAAAACUAGAAUGGGCUUUCUCAAUCUAUGACACCGAUGGCGAUGGUUACAUAACCAAGGCCGAAAUGUUCAGUGUGGUCAAAGCUCUUUAUGAACGUAAAGGAACCACUGAGAUGCAACUUACCCUGGCCAGGGAACGUAUCGAUGAUAUAUUUUCCAGAAUGGAUUUGAACCGAGAUAAUAGAUUAAGUCGAGAUGAGUUUAUCAAUGGAUUUAAACAAGAUCCAAGUAUAAUCCGUUCACUUUCUGGAAUCAAUAAUAAUCCAAACUACAAUAUGCAUUCAACUAGAUUGUGGAGUCAAGAUUAUACCGUAAUUUAAAUUGAUUGUUAACAAUUAGCAUUAUCAUAAUCAUUAGGUGAUAGUGUCUCUUAAUUGUGUUCAAUUUUAAAUGAUAAUUUUAACCUGAAAAUAAUUCAUACUCAUAUUUAUUUACCGUUUUAAGUUUUAAACAACAUAAUUAAUGUUUUCAUUUAAAUUGUUCAAUCAAUUUUUGUAAUAUUAUCAAUUGUGAAAAUUGAAAAGGAUUUAAUUGUUUGAUAAUGAUUAAUUA
This is a messenger RNA of Panonychus citri (citrus red mite), 1373 nucleotides long. Its product is annotated as frequenin-1-like. Gene Ontology annotation, molecular function: calcium ion binding. The transcript has 5 exons. Bases 518 to 1141 code for a protein of 207 amino acids. The record is from RefSeq and is a predicted model, not a curated record. Lineage: Eukaryota; Metazoa; Arthropoda; Arachnida; Trombidiformes; Tetranychidae.